This is a messenger RNA of Oncorhynchus mykiss (rainbow trout), 1233 nucleotides long. Its product is annotated as GTP cyclohydrolase 1 feedback regulatory protein. Gene Ontology annotation, biological process: negative regulation of biosynthetic process. Gene Ontology annotation, cellular component: nucleus; cytoplasm. Gene Ontology annotation, molecular function: GTP cyclohydrolase binding. NCBI's taxonomy places the organism in Eukaryota, Metazoa, Chordata, Actinopteri, Salmoniformes, Salmonidae. The record is from RefSeq and is a predicted model, not a curated record.
GUUUCCGCAUUCUGUUGUGAGCUGUCAGUGCGAGUGUAACUUGGAAAGCGCACUGUCGUGUCUCAUAAGUAACUAUCUUAUCAUCCAUUCCCGGGGAACUACCCGUUAAACGGUUGAGAUCCAGGAUGCCCUAUGUAUUCGUUAGUACUCAGAUCCGGCUGGAGACUGGGCCAACCAUGGUAGGAGAUGUAUACUCUGACCCAGCAAUAAUGAACUACCUGGGAGCCAGGAAAACCACCAUGCUGGGGAACAAUUUCUCGGAGUACCACGUGGACGAACCUCCGCGUUUGGUGUUGGACAAGUUGGAGAAGAUUGGCUUCCGCAUGGUGACAAUGACAGGUGUGGGACAAACGCUGGUGUGGUGCAUGCACAAGGAGACUGAGUGACCUGACUGUGGAUCAAUGACACUGAUAGUGUGUCUUGGGCCACAAGGUUGUGGUGGUAGUGUUCUGUCCAAUGAGGAGCAAGAGCUAAAAACCUAUAUUGUAGGUAUUACAUAAAAAAAUCAAGGAUGGAUUCUAUACAUUCAUUUUGCUACUGUUCUUUGUGAUGUAAUGGUCCUUUGUAUUCCAUUUAUUUAUUUUUUAGCAAGGGGUGCCGAUUACCGAAUUUCGAAUGAUCAAUUCUCCAGAUCGUUAUUUGCCCCGUUAGCAAAUGUGUGAAUUUGUAUAAUGACACUACUUGUCCAGAAUCUUUUGUACUCCCAUUCAAACUCACUCCAAUGUGAUGGAGCAGUUACCAAAUGUGUGUUCAUAAUCUAUCAUAGCAAUGGGUUUACAAACUGAAUCUGAAUGUCAAGAGUAUGAUGUUGAAUCAGUUCCAAAGUUUUACAUUGCCUUUAGGCCAAGCAAAUAUUACUUUUCCUAGCAUGCAAAUAUUCCUCUAUCCUGAAUCCUAUUCCAUUUUCUCAAAUGCUCUGUAAACAGUUGUCGAUUUAACAGUGAACUGCUUAAUUAUGGGCCAUUCCCAACAUUGCAGAGAGAAAGAAAAUAGAAAAGUAAUAAAUACACAAUGAGUAAUGAUAACUUGGCUAUAUACAAGAGGUACCAGUACAAUGUACAGGGUUAUGAGGUAAUUGAGGUAGAUAUGUACAUACAACUAAGAAAUAAGUGACAGAUAAAACUGUCAAAAGUUGGUGCAAAAAGGAGCUGUGUGAGAAUGUUAGUUUUCAUAUCAUUGGUAAUAUAAUUAGAUGCAUGUGAAGAAAUUAUAAUAAAGGUGAUUUGAUAUUUG